Messenger RNA from Thelazia callipaeda (thelaziosis nematode), 710 nucleotides. The record is from the annotation of a GenBank genome assembly. NCBI's taxonomy places the organism in Eukaryota, Metazoa, Nematoda, Chromadorea, Rhabditida, Thelaziidae.
AUGUCGCGUCUCGGAUUAAUUCGUAAUCAGAUUGCUGAGAUAAGUAACGAUAAAGCGUUGCAAAAUGAUUUGAAAAUAUUACCAUCAAAUUACAAUUUUGAAAUCCCAAAAACGAUAUGGAAAAUUCGAACUGUAAGAGCCAAAAAUGGUAUUUGCUUGCAGUUUCCAGAAGGACUGCUUUUAUAUUCCUGUGUCAUUGCCGAUUUACUUUAUAAAUAUACAGGAUGUGAGGUUGUUAUUAUGGGUGACGUGACUUAUGGAGCGUGUUGUGUGGGCGAUCAAGCAGCUCGUGCAUUAGGAUGUGAGUUAAUGGUACAUUAUGGUCACAGUUGUUUAAUUCCAAUUCAAGAAACACAGGGCAUUGAAAUGUUGUACAUUUUCGUUAGCAUUGAAAUGAAUCUUAGCCAUUUUAUGGAUGCACUGAAAGCUAAUUUCGAGAAACACCAGAAACUUGCGUUGGUCAGCACUAUUCAAUUUGUUCCAUGCUUGCAGACACUCAAAAAAGAGCUAGGAAUGGAAGGAUUUACCAUCAUCAUUCCUCAAGUAAAACCUCUUAGUCCUGGGGAAAUUCUCGGUUGUACUUCUCCAAAAUUACAAGAAGAUGUUGAUGCACUCAUAUAUGUAGGUGAUGGAAGAUUUCAUUUAGAAUCAGUGAUGAUCCAAAAUCCGUCCUUUGUCUUUUAUCAAUAUGAUCCUUAUUCAAAGUAAGU